UAUUUUGUCAGUCUUGCGGCUCUUAGUGUGUUACAGUACAGUAGUUUUUCCCCCCCAGUUAAAUGUCUACACAGUAAAACGCGUUAUCAAUUCAGUAUGUCCUAAAAGGGCUUCCGUGACGCAUUAUCGGAUUAUAUUAGCAUGGGCUAAAACGAAUGCAUGCACAAAAAGAAAGGAGUUUUUUCUAGAUUGCCAAAUGUAUUGGCUGGUAGUUAGCUUACUAGCUAAGCUACAAAUAUGACAUUCUUUGUUAGCCAACCGGCUAAUUUCUAUGGGGCUCUUUAAGUUUGUUUAAACUUGACGUUUCCGGUAGGGAAUUUAUAUAUAUGUAUAUAUUUCUUUCUUUUUUCAUUUGUGUCGUGAAUAAUAUUCGCACCAGGGGACGUUUUCUUUCUUCCUGAAUGUGUGCAGCUUAAACAAUGAGGAACAAAGAACCCGAAAUUCUUGCGGAUUGUACCGACAACACAAUACCAGAAACUCCUGAGGCCAAGCGUCCGUGUAAACCCAGUGCUGCCAGAGCCUCCGAUCCUGUACUGGUGGACUCGUCCUCCGAUUCGGAUGUGGAGAUAUCAGGGAUCUCAAUGGGGCCGAGGAAGAUUACUGCGACGUCGACUCAGGACACGAUCUUGUUCUCUGACGAAGAGGACGAAGUAACAGAGGUGAAGAUGGAGACGUCGCACCACGAAGGACGGGAGACCAAACUUGAACAUCCUUCAUCGUUGAAGACGUCUGGAAACGGAGAUACAGUGGGUAAAAGGAGGCAGGAGGAGAUGUGUGAUGAUUCCCAGGAGAGUAACAAAAGUAGCAAGAAGAGGCGCGAGUCACUGACGGAUGAUUCGGCAGAUGAGGGACCUGAGCCCAGCUGGAAGGAGCAGGAGAGCAUGGUGAAGAAGCUGCAGCGUAAUUUCCCCCAUCUCAACAAGGAGGAGCUCAGGGACGUGCUUCAUGAACACAGCUGGGUCAUCGAGGACGCCCUGGAGGCACUGCGCAUGUUCUCUGAGCACGUGGUGGAGUUCAGCAGCGAUGACUCGGACUCAGAACCGCCUCCAUCUCCCGAACACAAAAACACAAAUCCGACUCCGAUCCCCAGCACGUCCGCAACGCAGCAGGUACCCCACAGACCCCUAAACGGAGACAGAGACACACGGAUGAGGAGGAGACGGCACACGAAAGAAAUCCAGAAGCGAGACAGCAGCUCAGAAGACGACGCUAGCGACUUCGAGGCGUCACCCAGACCCUUAGACUUGGACUCCGAUUCGGAUGAGACCGACGAGAAGCUUCCUAAACUAAAGGCUGAGAUCCUGGGCUUCUUCCAGAAGGCCACGGUCGACGAGCUGACGCUGAUCGCUGGCUGCUCUCUGAAGAAGGCUCAGAAAAUCAUCGAGCUGAGACCGUAUAAAAUGUGGAACGAUCUGGACGACGUCCUGCACAGAGGUAACGGCCUCUCUGCGGAGCUGCUCACCGGGUGUCGGGAGGUCCUCCGGGAGAGAGAGGUGGUACAGGGUCUCAUGGUCAGGUGUGAGGACAUUUCUAGAAAGAUGGCCGAAUGGGUGCAGAAGGGACUGGGAUCUAUGACGCAGCCACACAUCCUUAACAGCACGUUCCAGCUGAAACCGUACCAGUUGAUUGGCCUCAGCUGGCUGACCUUGCUUCACAAGAACCAGCUGAGUGGGAUCCUGGCAGAUGAGAUGGGUUUGGGGAAGACCAUCCAAGUCAUCUCGUUUCUGGCGCACUUGUAUCAGGAGGGGAACCGAGGGCCGCAUCUCAUCACCGUGCCUUCAUCCACACUCGAUAACUGGGUUCGAGAGCUGAACCUCUGGUGCCCGAGCUUAAAAGUGCUGGUUUACUACGGUUCUGUCGAGGAACGCAAGUGCAUCCGCUAUGAGAUCCUGAACGAAGAGGUGGACUAUAACAUCAUCGUCUCAACAUAUAACCUGGCCAUUGGGAACUCCAACGAUCGCAGCCUGUUCCGUAAGCUCAAGCUGGAAUACGCCGUGUUUGAUGAAGGACACAUGCUGAAGAACAUGAGCUCGCUGCGCUAUCGCCACCUUAUGGGCAUCAAUGCCAAAUAUCGGCUGCUGCUGACUGGAACGCCGCUGCAGAAUAAUCUACUAGAGCUGAUGUCUCUGCUUAACUUCAUCAUGCCGAACAUGUUCUCCAGCAGCACCUCGCAGAUCGCCAAGAUGUUCUCCAUGAAAUCCUCAGAGGAGCAGAGCAGCUUUGAGAAGGACCGGAUUGCUCACGCCAAACUCAUUAUGAAGCCGUUCAUCCUGCGGCGUAUCAAAAGCGAGGUCCUGAAGCAGCUGCCUGCCAAGGAGGAGCAGAUCGAGUUCUGCGCCAUGAGCGAGAGACAACAGCAGCUUUAUGACGCGCUGUUCAGCAAGCUAAAGUGCUCCAGCAACACAGAGAAACGGGAACUGACCAAUGUCAUGAUGCAGCUGAGGAAGAUGGCCAAUCACCCGCUCCUGCACCGACAGUAUUACUCCAGCAGUCUCCUCUCGGCCAUGAGCAGACUCAUGCUCAAGGAGCCGAGUCACCGUGACUCGGACCCGGUUCUGAUCGAGGAAGACAUGGCGGUGAUGUCAGACUUCGAGCUGCAUCGUCUGUGCCUGCAGUACCCUGCGCUACAAGAGCAUCAGCUGACCACAGAGCAACUGCUGGACUCGGGGAAGCUCCACCUCCUCACACCCCUUCUGACGGACCUCAAAGAACAGGGUCACCGAGUGGCCCUUUUCAGCCAGUUUACCAUGAUGCUGGACAUCCUGGAGGUGCUGCUCAAACACCACAAGCACAGGUACAUCCGAAUGGACGGCUCCACGCCAAUGAGUGACCGGAUCGUGCUGAUCGACCAGUUCAACACGGACCUCGACAUCUUUGUGUUCCUGCUGUCCACUAGAGCUGGAGGACUCGGCAUCAACCUGACCUCCGCGAACGUCGUCAUCCUGCACGACAUCGACUGCAAUCCGUACAACGACAAGCAGGCAGAGGACCGGUGUCACCGCGUCGGACAAACCAGGAAUGUUAAGGUGAUGAAGCUGAUAAGCAAAGACUCUAUAGAGGACGCCAUGCUCCGCAUCGGCCAGAGGAAACUCAAACUAGAGCAGGACAUGACCGCCACUGAAGAAGGUGACGAGGACACCAUUCCGGAUGAUAUGGCCUCUCUCCUGAAAGCUUCAUUGGGACUCUGAGGAGCAGAAGAACACUGGAUCAUCAGUACGUGUUAGUGAAAGUGUUCUGUUGCAUUUUUUUUUUUUUUUUUUUUUACUGAAGUACUGUAACACAAAUAAGUCUGACUGACUCGCUGUUAAAAGGUGCACCGAUCGUGUAAGUUUAUACUGGAGGUGUACGUUUAUACAUCUGGAAAUUUUCAACAUUCUGCGGAAAGUGCACCGUGAUUUCUGUUUGCAUUUCUGAAAGUAAGAAAGUAUUGUACUGUUUUUUAUUUUCUGUGUUUGCCAAAUGUUUAAAUAAUAAUAAUAAUAAUAAUAAUAAUAAUAAUAAUAAUAAUAAUAAUAAUAAUAAAAAGUUAAACC
Messenger RNA from Ictalurus punctatus (channel catfish), 3533 nucleotides. It is a transcript of the gene smarcad1b, whose product is annotated as SWI/SNF-related, matrix-associated actin-dependent regulator of chromatin, subfamily a, containing DEAD/H box 1 b. The record is from RefSeq and is a predicted model, not a curated record. The coding region runs from base 420 to 3188 and encodes 922 amino acids. Gene Ontology annotation, molecular function: chromatin binding; ATP binding; ATP-dependent chromatin remodeler activity. The transcript is spliced from 23 exons. Gene Ontology annotation, cellular component: nucleus. Lineage: Eukaryota; Metazoa; Chordata; Actinopteri; Siluriformes; Ictaluridae.